UCUGUAUCUCGGUUCAAUCCGGUCGGAUUUCAUUGAUUUUGGUGUCAUUCGAUGCAGCUCGAUGAGUUCUAUGAUUCUAUUGAAAGACUGGCCAUUUUGUACAAUGUCUGAUAAUGUUAGGGGUCAAAAAUCCUGUUCGGGAUCAAGAGUACGAAUUCGGGUUCGGGAUUUGACUUUUUCAAAAUCUGAGCUCGGAUUCGUAAUCAGCAUAUUUUUUUAUCCUAGAAAAAUCCAAUUUCUUAUUUUUAAACUUUUUUUUCGCAGGGACCCCAAUUCUCCGGGAUUGCCCUUUUUUUUGGAUCGAUUAAAUUUUCGUUAUUUUUGAUUUCUUAUUAAAGAAAUUUUUUUGUUUUUGUGUUUUUUUUGGUUAUUUAAAUACGAUUCUAUCGUUUUUUAUUUUAAUUUUUAAAAUUAAAAAUCCAUUUCUUCGAUAGAUUUGAAAGGUUUAAUCUAUUUUAUAAUGGAAAAACGAAUGGAAGAAUGUUCCGAGGAAAUAAUGACUGAACGCAAUGUUUGCGGUGUUCUGUGUACUGACAUUAACGGGGCGUUGUUUGUUGCUAAAGGGACUUUGGCAUCGCCUGACUGUGCUGGUGUAAUUUCUCAGCUGGCGAAUAGAGCUGCUUCACAAGAACCGAGUUUACGGGUAGGGGGGGGGGGGUUUGGAGUAAAGAGUAAUGACCGGAUCCGGAAGGAUUUUUCUGGGGUCCGGGUACCAAAUGGAAGUUUCUCGUGAUCUUUGGAUUAAAACCGGACCGAAUUAAUUCGGAAAAAUCCGUCCGGAUACGGUCCGGCUCUAGUUACCCACAUAAAAUUUGUAUUGUUUUGAUAAGAGGUUAAUUUCCAAUCGAAAGAAGACUCCCAAAAUAAUUGUUUUCGGGAACGAUUCUCUUACUAAAAGUUGUACUUUGUCGACAAUUAAAUAAUUCCUUAUUUUUAAUUUCAUUUUAGUCGCUAGCCGUUUUAUUGUCCGGUCCUUCAA
This is a messenger RNA of Meloidogyne enterolobii, 979 nucleotides long. The record is from the annotation of a GenBank genome assembly. Lineage: Eukaryota; Metazoa; Nematoda; Chromadorea; Rhabditida; Meloidogynidae.